UAGAAACAGACCCUUCGGCCCAACUUGCCCACACCGGCCAACAUGUCCCAUCUACAGUAGUCCCACCUGCCUGCAUUUGGCCCAUAUCCCUCUGAACCUGUCCUACCCAUGUAUCUGUCUAAAUGUUUCUUAAACAUUUAAGCCCUAGUACAACUAGAGACAUAGUCCUGAGGAGAUCAUAGUUGCUGAGGUUAGUGUUGUGCAGUGUUCAAGUGCUUGAUGGCUACUGGGGAGCAGCUGUUCUUGAACCUGGUGGUCACGGUUUUCAGGCUCCUGUAACUUCUUCCCGAUGGUAGCAGCGGGUUGACGGUGUGGCCAGGAUGGUGCGGGCCGUUGAUGAUAUUUGUUGCUUUACUGAGGCAUAGAUCCCUGCGGUGGUGGGGAGGUCAUGGAUGGACCUGUGAUGGACUGGCUUGUGUACACACUCUCUAUUGCCUGCUUCUUGCUUGUAUGUAGACUAGAGGACAUGCAUCAUUGGUAUAUAUAUGGGCGGUCGGCCUAUUCACAAGUGUCCAUUUCCGUUCCCCCUCUCACACUGGGACAAGAGAGAUUGGCCACCACCUGUGAUCACCGCAGACCCCCGUGAAUGUGAAGUGUUUUACAGGAGACGUGUAAAAAUCAGUGAUGCGAUUUAUAGCUGUUUGUGCAACCUUUGCCAUGAAUCAUCGUCCACUAUAAACGCAGGCAAGGUGCCUACUGCUCCAGAUCAGUUGUAACCAGCCUGGUUAAACAGUAACUGGACACUGCCUGUUGGUAUCUCUGCUCUACCCCUCUUGCCUACGGAACGGUACAUCUCUCUCUCUCUGUCUAUCUCUAUCUCUCCAUCUCUCUCCCCAUCUCCCUCCCAAUCUCCACUCUGGCCAUGAAGCCUCCGACCUCCGCUCAGAUCUUCCUCAUUGUACUGAUGUUUCAUUCCAGUCCUGGGACUGAUUCGAAGGCAAUGGACAAUCCAAAAGUUGUGAAGUGUGGCGUUCGCCCUGAGCAGGGAGGUGCCCAGUACUUGCUGGGCUUGUGGAAGCGUAUCGUUGGGGGCACGGAGUCAAAGGCUGGAGCCCACCCUUGGCAGGUGUCUUUGAAACGGCGUAACGUACACUACUGUGGAGGGACCAUCAUCAGCGCAAAAUGGGUGCUAACGGCAGCUCACUGCCUGCGGGACAGCAACAUCUUGACCAUGUUGACGGUGACGGCUGGUGAGCACAACCUGAAGACCAAGGAUAGCGGGGAGCAGAGACAGACGGUCAGACGCUACAUCAUCCACCCCAAUUUCAAGCCCGCCUUCCCUGCGGAGUACGACAUCGCUCUGCUGGAACUCAACGGCAACUUCAAAUUUGGAUCGACUGUUUAUCCGGCUUGCCUUCCCGCAGAGGAGGAUAACUUUGGCAAAGGAACCGUCUGCACCACCACUGGCUGGGGCCGGCUGUCUGAGGGUGGAAUGCUGCCAAACACCCCGCAAGAAGUCGACCUUCCCAUCCUGGACCUCAAGACCUGCUUAAAGGUGAUGAAGCUGGUGAUAAAACGAUUCAAGGGGGACACACUCCUGUGUGCGGGCUUCCCCAACGGGGGAAAGGAUGCCUGUCAGGGUGAUUCAGGAGGUCCCCUGAUGUGCCGGGGGAAGGGUGGCGCCUGGACCGUGGCCGGUGUCACCUCGUGGGGGAUGGGCUGCGGCCGCAACUGGAAGGACAACGGAAAAAAAUCGCCCAACGCCCGUGGAACCCCAGGGGUCUUCACACAGGUGAAGGCUCUGAAGUCCUGGAUUCAGCGGAAUACAAAGAGCGCAUUUAAAGGACGCAACAGAUCGAUUUUAUCUGGCGUUGAGCCGGAGACUUCAGGGGACACACAACCUACCGAGGCGAUUCAUUACUCCCCUGAAUGCGGAGACCUGCUGUUGACGAGAGCCCAGGGAGAGAUCCAAGCGGCCAGUUCCAUGAACCAGUCUAAUUGCCUGUGGAGGAUCAUAGCACCAAACAACAGAAUUGUUAAACUGGACGUCAAAGCCUUUAAUGGCAGCGUGGAGGGUGAGGAUUGUGCGUUUUCUCUUUCCGUCUUUGAUGGAGAAACUGCUGGCAAAAACAUGAAGGCGAGGUUGUGUGAGGGUCAAACCUCUUCGCCCAUCUGGUCCAGUGGCCCAGCACUAACGGUGGAAUUCACUGGCAGGUUGAACAGCACUUCAGCUGGUGUCCAGUUGGCUUACACCACCCACACCUCGAAGAACGACCAACAACUCCUCGCGUGACAGGCGGAGACGCACAAGAGAACGGAGUACCCGCAACUUACAGCUCAGAUGGGGCAUUUGGCAUCGAUGUUCCAGCUUACAUAUGAGCCUUCCAGGAUGCACACCUUUCACCUCUCUCCAGCCCCCUAAUUCCGCUUCCAUUUAUUCACCUACUCUUUAAAUGUGGUGGCGCAGCUGGUAGAGCUGCCAUCUCACUGCGCCGGAGGCCCAGGUUCGAUCCCGACCUCGGGUGCUGCCUGUGUGGAGCUUGCAUGUUCUUCCUGUAACCACGUGGGUUUUCUCUGGGUGCUCCGGUUUCCUCCCACAUCCCAAGGACGUGCGGGUUUGUAGCUUAAUUGGCCUCUGUAUAUUGCCCUUCGUGUGUAGGGAGUGGAUGAGAAAGUGGGAUCAUAUGGAACUAGUUUGAAUGGGUGAUCAAUGGUCGGCCUCCACUCAGUGGGCUGAAGGGCCUGUUUCAAUGCUGCAUCUUCCAAUCAAAAACAAAAUCCAUCUCCCCUGGUCAUCUCAAGCCUUUCCUGCCAUCUCUCCACUUUUGGCACUUCCUUUUUAAAAUUGAAUUAUUCUGUCGGGUUUACCACAGGGUUGAGUUAGGAGCCUACAAAAUGCAGUUGCUCAUCCAGGCUAUCCAUCAACAUGGUGUCGGCAACAUUAGGAGGGCACUGUGGUGCAGCGGUAGAGUUACUACCUUACAGCGCCAGAGAUCCGGGUUCAAUCCUGACUACAGGUGCUGCCUGUACAGAGUUCGUGCGUCAUCCCUGUGACUGCGUGGGUUUUCUCCAGGUG
Molecule: messenger RNA, 3016 nt
Organism: Leucoraja erinaceus (little skate)
Lineage: Eukaryota; Metazoa; Chordata; Chondrichthyes; Rajiformes; Rajidae
Product: ovochymase-2
Exons: 11
Coding region: 863-2233 (456 amino acids)
Biological process (GO): proteolysis
Molecular function (GO): serine-type endopeptidase activity
Source: RefSeq, a predicted model, not a curated record